Physella acuta is the source of this 952-nucleotide messenger RNA. Its product is annotated as pyridoxine/pyridoxamine 5'-phosphate oxidase. Gene Ontology annotation, biological process: pyridoxine biosynthetic process; pyridoxal 5'-phosphate biosynthetic process. Gene Ontology annotation, molecular function: pyridoxamine phosphate oxidase activity; FMN binding. Lineage: Eukaryota; Metazoa; Mollusca; Gastropoda; Physidae. The record is from RefSeq and is a predicted model, not a curated record.
UGACAGUCGUCUAUUUCAUGUACGACUGACAUUCAUUAUUCACCUUAGCGGCCUAUAUUUGCCAUUGACUUGGUGCUCGGGGUUGUGUGUCCAUCAGAUGACCACCAAACCAGCUGGACACGAAGAGCGUGAAACGUUAGCCAUGGAUGACGUGAUGUCUCUGGAGCCGUUUGGCCAGUUCCAAGCGUGGUUUGAGCAGGCCAAAUCUACCGAAGGCAUGUUGGACGCCAAUCUUAUGUCUUUAGCUACUGCCACAAGGGACGGCAAACCUUCUGUCAGGAUAGUGCUCAUGAAAGACUUUGACAAAAGAGGGAUUGUAUUUUACACAAUCUAUGGGAGUCGUAAGACAGCAGAACUGGACGACAACAACUCGGUGGCGCUACUCUUCUACUGGUGUUCCUGCAAUGAUUCGCUAGGCCGCCAGGUUCGAGUUGAAGGCCGGAUAGAAAAGAUCAACGAGGACGACGGUACCGAAUAUUUCCACUCCCGACCAAGGGAUGCACAAAUCGUUGCCUGGGCUAGUCGUCAGAGUCAGCUGAUCCAGAACAAAAAGAUGUUAGAUGAAAGAAAUCUUGAACAAAGAAUGAAGUACGGAGACAAUGAACUUGUUAUCCCCAAACCAGAAUACUGGGGAGGCUACAGAGUUAUACCAAAUAGAUUUGAGUUUUGGCAGGGGCAGACAAACCGACUUCAUGAUCGAAUUGUGUUCCGCAGACCUUUGGAUGGUGAACAGUUAAACACAGAUGUUACUCACGCCGGAGUGGAUGGUUGGGUGUAUGAGCGUCUGAUGCCAUAGAAUCUUAUGUCAGAAGUUUGUGGUUGGGUGUAUGAGCGUCUGAUGCCAUAGGAUCUUGUGUCAUGUCAGAAGUUUGUGGUUGGGUGUAUGAGGGUCUGAUGCCAUAGGAUCUUGUGUCAGAAGUUUGUGGUUGGGUGUAUGAGGGUCUGAUGCCAU